AUGACACCAAUACUUUUUGAAGCUCUUCGUGUUGGUAAUGUACCUCUUUGUAAUAGGAUAGCUGUGUCGUCAAUGAGCACAUACAAUGCUAACCCUAAUUCACACACAGUCACAACGACACAUAUUUCACAUUAUUCGCGUCUCGCAGCACAACAUCCUGGUCUAGUUGUCUUGGAGAGCACUUCUGUUAGUAAAGACGCAAUUUUCCAUGAAGGAGAUUUAGGAAUAUGGAACGAAGAACAAGCAAGAGGACUUAAAGAAGUGGUCGAUGCAAUACACAAACAUAAUGUACCAUGCUGUAUCCAAUUGAACCAUCCCGGACGUAAAUCUAUAGGCAAUUGUGUUGUAGCACCUUCGGAAAUUCAUUAUAUGGAAAAUUUCCCUAAAGAUAAAGCCGAUGCUGGGAAGUACAAGAUACCACAUGCAUUGACAAGAAACGAAAUCGACGAAAUUAUAGAUGUCUACGUCUUGGCUGCAAAGCGUGCAGCAAGCGUGUGUGGCGCUGACAUUAUCGAGAUUGCUUGUUGUAACGGCAAUCUAUUACAUCAAUUUAUAAGCAAAAAUUGCAAUUUGAGAGAUGAUGAGUAUGGAAUCUUAAAGAGCGAUAUCAAUAAUCUUGAUCAAACAGGCGGAACAAGUAUUUUGCUAAAAAUAAUCAAAUCUAUUCGACAAAAAAUUUCAACACCUUUAUUCGUAAAACUAGCAAUAUGCGACAAUAUUUUCAAGAAUGAGAUAUUGGACGACACAUUGCAAUUAUGUCAAGCACUAAGCAAGAUAGUCGACUUAAUUGACGUCACAUCUGGUGGGAUAUCACCACAAUCGCAGCCUAGAUAUUUGCUCAACAACGACAAAGAUAUUCCGGGACAGGUUCCAUUAGCCCAACUAGUUAAACAAAACACAUUAGGAACUAAAUGCUUUAUCGGAUGCAGCGGAGGCCUAAACCACAAUAUCAAGCAGCUUAAUCAGUACGUAAAACUGGGUCAAUUUGAUAUUGCAUUUAUAGGCAAAGCUUUUAUGGAACAAUCAAAUUUCAUGGAAACAAUACUUGAUAAAUUUUAA
Messenger RNA from Lodderomyces elongisporus, 1059 nucleotides. RefSeq lists its product as uncharacterized. Gene Ontology annotation, molecular function: NADPH dehydrogenase activity; NADP binding; FMN binding. The transcript has a single exon. Gene Ontology annotation, cellular component: intracellular anatomical structure. The coding region runs from base 1 to 1059 and encodes 352 amino acids. NCBI's taxonomy places the organism in Eukaryota, Fungi, Ascomycota, Pichiomycetes, Serinales, Debaryomycetaceae. The record is from RefSeq and is a predicted model, not a curated record.